AUGAGUAUUCAAGAUAUUGUUGAAACUUACAGUACCAAAUGGUACGUUGUUGUACUGGUUGCUUUGAUUGUAUACAAGGUUUUUGAUUUCUUUUAUGCUAGAUAUUUGAUGUAUAAGCUUGGUGCUAAGCCAUUCCUUCAAAGUCAAACCGACGGUUAUCUUGGUUUCAGAGUUCCAUUUGAAUUGAUGGGAAAGAAGAGUGAAGGUACACUUAUAGACUUUACAUAUCAACGUACUUUGGAGCUUGACAAUCCCGAUAUUCCAACAUUUACAUUCCCAAUAUUUUCUGUUCUGAUUAUCUCAACUCUUGAACCAGACAACAUCAAAGCUAUUUUGGCCACACAAUUCAAUGACUUUUCAUUAGGUACAAGACAUUCACAUUUUGCUCCUUUAUUAGGUGACGGUAUUUUCACUUUAGAUGGUGCUGGUUGGAAACAUAGUAGAUCUAUGUUGAGACCACAAUUUGCAAGAGAACAGGUUUCUCACGUUAAGUUGUUGGAACCACAUAUGCAAGUUUUUUUCAAACAUAUUAGAAAACAUCAUGGCCAAACCUUUGAUAUACAAGAAUUGUUUUUCAGAUUAACUGUUGAUUCUGCCACUGAGUUUUUGUUUGGUGAAUCUGUUGAGUCUUUAAGAGACGAGUCCAUCGGUAUGUUAAACGAUGCUCUUGAUUUUGAUGGUAAGGCUGGAUUUGCUGAUGCCUUUAACUAUUCUCAAAACUAUUUGGCUUCUCGAGCUCUUAUGCAACAAAUGUACUGGAUUUUGAACGGAAAAAAGUUUAAAGAAUGUAAUGCCAAGGUUCACAAGUUUGCUGAUUAUUAUGUUGAAAAAGCAUUGGAAUUAACUCCGGACCAAUUGGAAAAACAAGAUGGGUAUGUUUUCUUGUAUGAAUUGGUAAAACAAACCAGAGACAGACAAGUCUUGAGAGAUCAGUUAUUGAAUAUAUUAGUUGCUGGUAGAGAUACCACUGCUGGUUUAUUAUCAUUUGUGUUUUUUGAAUUGGCAAGAACUCCAAGAGUAGCAAAUAAAUUAAGAGAAGAAAUCGAAGACAAAUUUGGCCUUGGACAAGAUGCUCGUGUUGAAGAAAUUUCCUUUGAAUCUUUAAAAUCAUGUGAAUAUUUGAAGGCAGUGCUUAAUGAAUGUUUAAGAUUAUACCCAUCUGUUCCACAAAACUUUAGAGUUGCUACCAGAAAUACCACAUUACCAAGAGGUGGUGGCAAGGAUGGUUUAUCACCAGUAUUAGUUAGAAAGGGUCAAACUGUGAUGUACAGUGUGUAUGCUGCCCAUAGAAACAAACAAAUUUAUGGUGAAGACGCACUUGAAUUCAGGCCAGAAAGAUGGUUUGAACCAGAGACAAAGAAAUUGGGCUGGGCCUUCUUACCUUUUAAUGGUGGUCCAAGAAUUUGUUUGGGUCAACAAUUUGCUUUGACUGAAGCUUCUUAUGUUACUGUUAGAUUACUUCAAGAGUUUAGCCACUUGACAAUGGAUCCAAACACUGAAUACCCGCCAAAGAAAAUGUCCCAUUUGACAAUGUCUCUAUUUGAUGGUGCCAACAUUCAAAUGUAUUAG
Candida tropicalis MYA-3404 is the source of this 1569-nucleotide messenger RNA. It is a transcript of the gene ALK2, whose product is annotated as Alk2p. The coding region runs from base 1 to 1569 and encodes 522 amino acids. The record is from RefSeq and is a predicted model, not a curated record. The transcript has a single exon. NCBI's taxonomy places the organism in Eukaryota, Fungi, Ascomycota, Pichiomycetes, Serinales, Debaryomycetaceae. Gene Ontology annotation, molecular function: oxidoreductase activity, acting on paired donors, with incorporation or reduction of molecular oxygen, reduced flavin or flavoprotein as one donor, and incorporation of one atom of oxygen; heme binding; iron ion binding.